Cyclopterus lumpus (lumpfish) is the source of this 13486-nucleotide messenger RNA. RefSeq names its product Snf2-related CREBBP activator protein (gene srcap). The record is from RefSeq and is a predicted model, not a curated record. Gene Ontology annotation, cellular component: Swr1 complex. The transcript is spliced from 33 exons. Gene Ontology annotation, molecular function: ATP-dependent chromatin remodeler activity; ATP hydrolysis activity; DNA binding. Lineage: Eukaryota; Metazoa; Chordata; Actinopteri; Perciformes; Cyclopteridae. The coding region runs from base 552 to 13097 and encodes 4181 amino acids.
UUGUCCGCGGUCCCUCCACCAUUUCGCUGCGUAAAGUCUCCUCCCCGCGACCGCUACAUUCUGCGCCGAAACCCAGGCUCUCCCGGUCCGUAUUUUAACUUCUUCCCACGGAGCUAGUGGUACCUCGUUGGGUACCGGGAGACGGUUUGGAUUACCGGCAUCAAGGAUUGAGUGCGAUUUUACGCGGAUGACGACUCCUUCAACGAGAAUUUAGUAAAAGAAAAUCGGUCGGAAAUUUCAGAAUAUGUGGAAGGGACCCUAAUUUCAGCAUCCUGGAAGUAGAAAGCACAGAAGAUCUGUGUCUCACACCACAGACAGGUGCAGUGUGUAGCCGGGGCAGCACAGAGGAAGGACGCUCUGGGGAGGAGGUGGUGCGGCAGCGUGCCCCUCCGGCUGUGGAUGUGCUGGGUGGCAACUCCCAGAAUGUGGCUGGGGAGUCUCCUCGGCAUGCCCCGCAGCUGGUCGCAGCUGCCCCCUGCCCGGUCCCUCCGUUCGCCAAUCUGCCCGCUGUGCCACCGCCGGAAAGCGCCGACGACUCGGCGUCCCUCGGCAUGGAGAGCGCCGCGCAUAACGACUUGCCUGAAAAGCUCCCGGUCGGAGUUUCGAGACUCUCGCCGGCGUCCCUCGGCGGGGACCGCGGAGGCUCCUCCGCUGAGAUGCAAAGGCCUCCGGCUCCCCUUUGUCCCACAGAUACACAGAUUGACAGCACAGUGCAAGAGGUGCAAUACGGGUCACAAACUGAUAAAGAGAAAAGCCCCUCGAAUAGUGAGACAAACCGGAUUCAGCCUCUCAGAGAAGGGGCUGGACUCAUUACGGGGACUAAGGAGAAACGGUCCAUCACGUUGGAAUACAAAGCAGAGACUGGAACAAAGGUGGAGCACACGGGUGGAAAUAUUCUCCUCCGACCCCAAUCUCAAAUCCGUUUCACAGCCCCGUCCCCGUCUGUCCCGCAAUCAAGUGUCGGAUUUAGAGUCCGAGACGCCGCAGAACGCGGGGCCCCGGGGCCGUCCGAUGGGGACCCGCCUGUCCAAGUACCUCCGCUUCCUUUACCCUCAUCGGGCAGCAGUGAGAUUAAACAAACGGACCUGUCAGAAACACAACAUAAAAUCAUCAAAGGCGUCUCGACGGAUGCCGGGGAGAUACAAACGGCAAACUCUUUGGAAUCGGUCGAGACCUUCGAGCAUGUCAAGGAGCUUGUCGACAGGCAACCUCCCUCAACUGAAGUACUUGAGACCACAAAGGCAGGAGAGCCGCUUCCUGGAUUACACGCUUCUCCUGAAAAUGAGGGCCAACUCAGAGGAGAGCGGUUGGAGGGCAGUGUGAGGGAAGGACAAGCCGACGUCUCCUCGUCUGACUUCACACUGCCAGAGGGUUCCUCAAAACCCUCUGCUUCGCCACUCCCGUUUGACACGGGUUUAGUCGUCUCACUGCAGGCGGAGCAGGUCGUCGAGGCGGAAACAUCUCAUCCCGAAACGGACACGACGACAACGACGACGACGCAUGCCGAGCUUGUGCAUUCAGCCGAGGCUCAAGAAAUCGUUGUUGUCAGAGAGGAGACGCAUAUCAGCGGCGACUGGACCAACAUGCACCUGAAUCAGAGUUACCUCCUGCAGCGGGAGGACGGCAGCGUCUGCCAGGCCGCCAUCGUCAACGAGCUGAGCGGCGACCUCUCUGCCGGGGAGCCGAAGCUGUACGAGGAAAGCGUGCAGGCGGACAUCGAGCUGGACGCGCAGCACGUGGAAGUGUACGAGUUCUGCACCCUGGUGGAGGAGGUUGCAGAGGAGACGGUGUGCGCCAGCAGCAGCGCCGGCGGCGCUCAGACGCCUCACUCUCCAGGAUACGAAAUGAACUUAUUCAACGCGUUGCUCGAACACACUGAGGAAUACACCGUCAAAGAGGACCUCGAAAGUGGCGCUGUCAUUAUUUCCCAGCAGCCCUUGCAUGCACGCGGUGACGCAAACGGUAACUCCCAUAAUUUGUCCGUACAAACCACGAGAGCGGUCGUGCAGCAUUUGGUAUUAGACGCUAACCCAAGUGAGGAUUGUUUAGUUGAAGUGGCCGCUGUCGCCUUGGAACAGAUGGACGGCGGCGCACAAAUGGCGACGCCACAUGUCGGUGACGCCCCGUCGGACCAAAUGGAGACGUGCGAUUCUCCCGUAGUGCGAACGGUGCCCGCAAAACAGGAAGCGCCAGCGACGGCUGCCGCGCUGUCUCUCGCGUCCCCGGUGGUCGCCAGCGGUGACGACGCGGGGACGGACUCGCCCGUGGCCGUUUCGUUGCGCGUUCGGCCCGCUCUCAAUCGGACCGUCGUAAGUGCCACAAGGCGCGAGGGCCCCGUCUACUCCCACGAAGGGACCAAAGCGGCCCCUGCUUUGACAAAGACUCCGUCACAGAGCAUGCAGAAUGUUGUUCUCGUGCCCACAGAAACCAAACCAGCAGCUCUCUGCGCCGCCCGCUCCCCUGGUCUCAUACACCCAAAGCUGCUCCUUCUCAAACCCGGAGAUGCCCCCGUCCUGAAACCCCCUCCCUCCCUUUUGGCGCUAGUGUCCAAGCCACAGAAUGCGGCCGGCAAGCUGGCCAAUGCCCACCGCUCGUGGUCCGGCUGCUCGCUUCAGCUCGCCCCGGCUGCGUCCACGAGCAAAUCUGACAACGAGGCCUUAACCGUUGCUAAAACUUCACGUGAAGCAGAUGUCGUCGCCUCUGCAGGCGGCGCAACGCCCGACGCCGGUGUCGACGACCCCAUCGGCCCGGCGGAUUCUCUCUACGAGGAGGAGGAGGAGGAGAGCGAGGAGAGCGAGGAGAUGGAGCAGGACGACGCGACUGGGGAAGCCGAGGCUCGGGACGCAACGUCGGGACAGAUCAGCAGUCCAGACGAAGGCAGCGACGAAGAACCGGACGCGGACAAAACGGAAAGCGAGAUGAUGACGCCCAGCUCUCCACUCAAGGUAGACCAGUGGAUAGCAGACGGCGCCACGGCGAACUCGUCUCCCGUCUCGCCCUCCACUUCCUCUCCUUACCCCGGCCCCUCGCCCGGCAGCGACUGGUCCGCCCAGCGGCGGGACAAGUCCUCGCCUCUCCGGGGGCCCCACGGGAAGUUUGUGUCUCCCGGGACCGUCGGUGGCUUCGGUUCCCCCUCUUCCACGCCGGAUCAGGUCACGCCUCAGCGACCCCGCGGAGAGCGCCACACAGACAUGGCGGAGCUGGCGAAACAUGAAGCGGACAUCGAGCAUCGAACCCAGUCGCUGAGGCGAGAGGGCUUCUGGUCGACGAAGCGUCUCACGCGCCUGACGGAGCCGCCGCGACCCAAAGUCCACUGGGACUACCUGUGUGAGGAGAUGCAGUGGCUCUCCGCCGACUUCGCCCAAGAGAGGCGCUGGAAGAGAGGCGUGGCUCGAAAGGUGGUACGAAUGGUGAUGAGACACCACGAGGACCUGAGGCAAAAAGAGGAAAAGGCCAAGAGGGACGAGCACUCUAAGAUCAGAAGAGUCGCCUCUUCCAUCGCAAAGGAGGUCCGGGCUUUCUGGAGCAGCGUGGAGAAGGUGGUGCAGUACAAGCAGCAGUCCAGACUGGAGGAAAAGAGGAAGAAGGCUCUGGACCUCCAGCUGGACUUCAUUGUCGGCCAGACGGAGAAGUACUCGGACCUCCUCAGCAAGUCGCUGGCACCCAGCAGGCCCGCUGAACCAGAACCAGAACCAGAACCCGCCCCCGAGACUCCCAAAAAAUCAGCGCCACCUGCAACUGAGGAAGAUGACAGAGACUUCGAGCCUCCCUGUGAGGAGGAGGACGACGAGGAGACCCUGGAGGUGGAGGAGCAGCAGGAGGGCAACGACGCCGAGAGCCACCGGAGGGAGAUUGAACUGCUGAAGGAGGAGGGCAUGCUGCCCCUGGACCAGUUACUCAGCACCCUCAAACUCUCACAGGAGACGGGCUCCGAUGGAGAAGGCUCUGAUGAAACCUCUUCAUCGGUGGAGGUGGAAGAGGAAGACGGGGAAUUCACUGCCAACGAAGAAGAUGCUCGGGACGAGGAGGACACCAUCGCUGCCCAGGAGAAGGUGGAGGGGAACCUGGAUCACGCGGAGGAGCUGGACGACUUGGCCAAAGAAGGCGACAUGAGCGUCGAGGAGUUGCUGGAGAAGUACAAAGGAGCGUACGCCUCAGACUUUGAGGCGCCGUCUGCAUCCGGCUCCAAAGACGGCUCUGAUUCAGAGGUGUCUGGGGACGAGGAGGAGGAGACCGACGAAGACGAGAGCGAUGUGGAAAGCAACAGUUCCUCCUCCGAUUCACAGGGAGAAAGCGGGGAGGAGGACGACAGUGAGAAUGACGAGGGGGAGGAGAGCGAGGAGGAGGAGGAGGAGGAGGAAGAUGACGACGACGGCUGCGAGGAUGAAGGGAUGGAGGUCCUCCUGAAGGAGGGGGACAACAGCCCGCCUUCCUCCAGCAUACGGCCGAAGAAAGAGAUCAGCCACAUUGCUGCGACCGCAGAGAGCCUGCAGCCUAAAGGCUACACUCUGGCUACGGCGAAGGUCAAGACCCCCAUCCCGUUCCUGCUUCACGGCACGCUGCGAGAGUACCAGCACAUUGGACUCGACUGGCUGGUCACCAUGUACGAGAAAAAGCUGAACGGCAUUCUGGCUGAUGAGAUGGGUCUGGGCAAGACCAUCCAGACCAUCGCUCUGCUGGCUCACCUCGCCUGUGAAAAAGGUAACUGGGGCCCUCACCUCAUCAUCGUGCCCACCAGCGUGAUGCUGAACUGGGAGAUGGAGCUGAAGCGCUGGUGUCCCGGGUUUAAGAUCCUCACUUACUUCGGCAGCCAAAAGGAGCGAAAGCUAAAGAGACAGGGCUGGACGAAGCCGAACGCCUUCCACGUGUGCAUCACCUCCUACAAGUUGGUGCUGCAGGAUCACCAGGCGUUCCGGCGAAAGUCUUGGCGGUACCUGAUUCUGGACGAGGCGCAAAACAUCAAGAACUUCAAGUCCCAGCGCUGGCAGAGCCUGCUGAACUUCAACAGCCACCGGCGCCUGCUGCUGACGGGGACCCCCCUGCAGAACAGCCUGAUGGAGCUGUGGUCUCUCAUGCACUUCCUCAUGCCCCACGUCUUCCAGUCCCACCGCGAGUUCAAAGAGUGGUUCUCCAACCCGCUGACGGGGAUGAUCGAGGGCAGCCAGGAGUACAACGAGGGGCUGGUGAAGAGGCUGCACAAGGUGCUGAGGCCCUUCCUGCUCCGGAGGAUCAAGAUCGACGUGGAGAAGCAGAUGCCCAAGAAAUACGAGCACGUGGUGCGCUGCCGCCUCUCCAAGAGACAGCGGUUCCUCUACGACGACUUCAUGGCUCAGGCCUCGACCCGGGAGACGCUGGCCAGCGGUCACUUCAUGUCUGUGAUCAACAUCCUCAUGCAGCUCCGCAAAGUGUGCAACCACCCGAACCUGUUCGACCCGCGACCCAUCCAGUCCCCCUUCAUCACCAAGCCCAUCGUGUUCCACACAGCCUCCCUGGUGCAGGACGCCCUGGAGGUCUUCCCUCUGAAGCGCUGCGACCUUUCUAUGUUUGACCUCGUUGGUUUGGAGAGCCGGGUGUCCCGCUACCAGGCAGAUGUCUUCCUGCCGCGCCACAAGGUCAGCCGUCAACUAAUCCAGGAGAUCUUGGAGUCCCCCGACCCCCCUCCGAGACCCAGACCAGUCCGUAUGAAGGUCAACAGGAUGUUUCAGCCGCCUCCUAAAAGUGACAACCGGCCGGUUCUUCUGAUGAACAAGCCGACCUGCUCCGUACCUCCAGCGGCUCAGACCCCCAAACCGGCUCCUGCCGCUGAGGCCUCCUCAGCUUCUCAACCUGCUCCUGUAGUCCAACAAGUAGUGUGUACGGUGGCGACCGCCGCGCCGCCGCGCCUCUCCAUGCACGCCACCGCUCAAAUCGCGGUGCGCUCCGGCGGCCCGAAGGCCGUGCUCACCGUGCGGCACCCCGCGGCUUCCUGCGCGGCCGGCGUCCCGGCUCACCCGAGCCCGAACCCCGGCAGCGUCCUGCCCCAGAGGGUCCUGCUCAGCCCGGACAUGCAAGCCAGGCUGCCUUCGGGCGAGGUGGUGAGCAUCGCCCAGCUGGCCUCGCUGGCCGGUCGGCCCAUGUCGUCGUGUCAGGGCAGUAAACCCGUGACCUUCCAGCUUCAGGGCAACAAGCUGACGCUGUCUGGAGCCCAGAUCCACCAGGGCCCAGCGGCUUCUCCACGCCCGGUCCAAGGUAAUGUGAUGCACCUGGUGUCCACCGGGGUGCAGCACCACCUCAUCAGCCAGCCGGCCCAGGUGGCGAUCCAGAGCAACACCACUGCCCCUCCUCCCAAUCGACUGCCCCACACAGUGCAAGUGGCCCCCUCCAUGGUGAGCAGCCCCGGUGUCGUGAAGAUCGUUGUGCGUCAGACAGCAGGCAAGGACGGCGGGCCCGUGCCCACGCUGGCCGUGGCCCCUUCCCCCCGUGUUGUUCCUCAGACAUCCCCUUCCCUGCACCCGCACGCCGCCGCCACCGCCACCCCCGUCAGAAACACCGCUCCGCUGCAGAUCGCCCAGCGCACCCCAGGUCCCGCCACCGCCCACUACACCAUAGCUCCUCCCGGAAACCCUAGCUCCGCCCCGAACCAGCUCCACCCCCCUCGCCCCGUCCUCAAAGUAGUGCAGCCUCCUCCUCCUCCUCCUCCUCCUCCUCCUCCGUCGAGCACGGAGCCGCCAGCUUCGGUUCAGGUGGCCUCCUCGUCCGCUGCGUCCAAGCCUUCGGCCGGCAGCAGCAGCCAAACGCCAGUAGCCACGAAGUCGAGGCCCAGUGCAGGCGUCAAGGCCUUCCCUCCACCCAGGAGAGUUCCCCGGCCGCCUCCCCGCUCUCCUUUCCACACGAAGUGGCUGGCCGACAGCCGCAAGCAGCAGCGCGACAGCCAGCUGGACUUCAUCAUUCGCGUCAACGAGAACCGCUGCGCGGCGAAGCCCAUGUACGGCCGGGAGGUUCUGAACUUCCUGACCUUCAUCCCCGGGCCACGCCCCUCGCCGGCGCCCCCGCGCCCCCAGAGGGAGUGGGGCCGCUCGGGCCACAGCAGCGCCCUGUACUCGCAGUGGCACAACAAAUACGACUUCUGGUUUCAGAGUCGCGCCGUGAGAGACGCCAUCAACGGCGUCGACGACAGGCUGGAGCUGCUCAAGGACAUUAUAGACCGGUUUACAUUUGCGAUUCCCCCAGUGUCGGCUCCUCGGAUCUCCAUGCACUGCUGCCAUCCUCCUCCGUCGCUGAGCCACACGCAGACGGUCUUCUCCUCCCUGCUGUCGAGUCAAGUCACUCCGCGUACUCGCAGCCUGCAUCGCAUCCAGUGCUACAUGAGGACCCAGUUCCCGGACCUGAGGCUCAUCCAGUAUGACUGCGGCAAGCUGCAGACGCUCCACACGCUGCUGCGGAAGCUGAAGACGGGCGGCCACCGAGUGUUGAUCUUCACUCAGAUGACGCGAAUGCUGGACGUGCUGGAGCAGUUCCUCAACUACCACGGGCACAUCUACCUCCGCCUGGAUGGCAGCACCCGCGUGGAGAUGCGACAGUCCCUCAUGGAGCGCUUCAACGCAGACCGCCGCAUCUUCUGCUUCAUUCUGUCGACUCGCAGCGGCGGCGUCGGGGUGAACCUGACGGGCGCCGACACGGUGGUGUUCUACGACAGCGACUGGAACCCCACCAUGGACGCUCAGGCGCAGGACCGCUGCCACCGAAUCGGCCAGACCAGAGACGUCCACAUCUACAGACUGAUCAGCGAGCGAACAGUGGAGGAGAACAUUUUGAAGAAAGCCAAUCAGAAGAGGAUGCUGGGAGAUAUGGCUAUCGAAGGAGGAAACUUCACCACGGCCUUCUUCAAACAGCAAACCAUCCGAGAUCUGUUUGAUAUGGCCGAAGGGGAGAAGAAGGAGAUGGCUGUGGAGGUAUCGGUGCCCCAAGUCGAGGAGGAGGAGACCGUCAACAAACAGAGCACCACCAUUCUGGAGCAGGCUUUGUGUCGAGCCGAGGACGAGGAGGACAUCGUGGCCGCCUCCCAGGCCAAAGCGGAGCAGGUGGCAGAACUGGCGGAGUUCAACGAGAACAUCCCCCUGGACGACGGCGGGGAACAGGAGGAGGUGGAGGAGCUCUCGAAGGCCGAGCAGGAAAUCGCGGCGCUGGUGGAGCAGCUCACGCCCAUCGAACGCUACGCCAUGAACUUCCUGGAAGCCUCGUUGGAAGACGUGUGCAAAGAGGAGCUGAAGCAGGCGGAGGAGCAAGUGGAGGCCGCCAGGAAGGGCCUGGACCAGGCCAAGGAAGAGGGCCUCAAGCUCCACGCUUCAUCCGACGAGGACGACGAUGACCUUCUGUCAACGCCGGCUUCUGCGGAGCCGAGUCAGCCAGCCCGCCGGGGCCGGAAACCCAAAGACAAGGACAAGACCGUCACAUCUACGAGGACCAGUGGGCGUCUGCGUGGGGCUUCGCCCGAAGCCGAGACUGAGCCCACCAGAGAAGUGCCUGAAAGACCCCGCUGUGGUCUGAGAGGACGAGGGACCGUCAAGGACACGAGCACCGUGUCUCCCACCGCGUCGUGCACAGACCAUCAGAAAACCUCAUUAACCAAGCUUCAAGAUUCCUCCCAAUCUUCUCCUGCCAGAGAUCACCAGCCCGUCAAAACCAGGACUCUGCCAAACCGCUCCCAUCCCAGUCCAGUGCCUUCCCCUCCGACAACCUCCCCGCCCGCUGCAGGGAAACAACAGUGUGUCGGGGAGACCGACGGCAAGACCCCCAAAGCCUGCACCGAGGACAAAAAGGUGGAGAUUGAGGUCAGGGCGUCCGAGUCGCCGCUGGAAUCCAUCUGCCCGGUGGACCGUCAGGCCAAAGAGGACGACGGCAAAGACCACAGCGCCAUGUCGCCGCCCUCCACCAGCUCGCGGUCGCCUCGCAAGCGUCAGUCGGCAGACGGCGAAGUCCUGCGGGGUCUGGUUGAAGACUGCCCGUCGGCCAAAGUCCUGCGCAAGCUUCCCGGGCGGCUGGUCACGGUGGUGGAGGAGAAGGAGCCGAGAAAGAGGAGGCGGCGAGGGAGCGGCACCGGAGGCGGAGCCUCUUCAGAGGAAGCCACCGUUGCCGCCGCUGCGGAGGGGAACCCUGUUGGCGGGGUCGACGAAACAAACAAAGGCAACGCAUCGCCGAGCCUGGACGGCAAGACCAAAGGGGCCGUUACCAAAUCUCCUCCGGACCAGGACUCGACCCCGAGUCCGACUGUGCAACCCCCGCCGGUCAGAAGCUAUCCUCCGUAUCCGCCGCACCACGUUUCUCCGGACAUGCCCGUGCUGAGGAAUCUCCCCGUGAGGCGCCGGUUGGAAACUGAAUCUCGCAUGGCCGCUCAGCUUGGAGAGCAACAGGGUCGAGGGAGGGGCUGGAACCAGUCCAGAAGAACUGACCCGCCGCCGGGCAAACCCACCGCUUCAACCUCCGCAGAGUCCAAUUCUCUUGCGACGCCUUUGAAAAGAAAGAGGGGUCGGCCCCCUAAGACUCCCCCUCGGCUAUCUGAGCCCGACACCACAGUGGCCCCUUCCCCGCAGUCUACCUCGCCAAGCGAGGAAGGGAACCCCCCCCUCUCCCCAAAACGUAAGCGGGGUCGUCCUCGCAAAGACUCCACAACGCCAGAGACUGUCGGUGAAGGACAGAACUGUAAACACGAGACCACCACUGCUGGUGUGUCUGAUGUGUCAAAAACUGAAGCUCGCACCGAGCCGGAGAGACCCCAGGAGACCCCGAAAGCUGCUGUCGUCACUACAAGUCAUCAGGACUCCCAGUCUACCAAAGCUGAGGAAACGGACACUAGGACUGAGGUUUCAGCCCCGACUCCGACUCCUUCCCCCGCAACAGAUAAAGCUCCCCCGCCGGUUUCAGUGGAGGUACCCACUGCACCUGCACCCGGUUCUGUGGUUGCCUCCUCCUCAUCGGCCACAGCUCCAAGUCCAAACACAGCAUUAACCCAGGUGUCCUGUCCCGUUGCUACGUCUCCUGCUAUCACCCCAGCCACCGCUACCCCAACUCCCACCGGUGCACAACAGACACCGGUGGUCUCCACUGCUUCUAAAGCUCCAGUAGAACCACAACCUUCAGUUCCUACAACUGGGACGGCACCCGGACCACACAACGCCACUCCAUCGGCCGUGUCGGCUUCUUCGGCGGCCGCCAACGCGGUUCCGGACUCGGUCCCCACCCCGACGACGACUACCGUGAGCGUGUUGUCAAACGCAGUCGCCGUCGCACCAGCAGUCACCACUACAGUGAAAUCGGUCACAACUAAAACGACUGCUGUGAAGGAUUUACCGCGAGCCUCGGCGGUGUCUUCGCCGUCGACCCCGGCUACCGUUACCGCUGCGCCGGCUGCCGCUCGGAAGCUUUCCCCUGCGGCUUCACCGGUCCCGUCCUCUCGCCCCACAGCGACCGUCAAAACCGCCCCGGCUGGUCCACCGGACUCCAGCACAGUCCCCACGGCGAGUCCGACCCCGCCUGCUGCUACAGCACCGUCGGUAACAACGGUCUCAUCGUCUGCUGCGAGUACAGUUGCAUCUAGUUGCAACCAAGCAAGGACUAAUGUGACAGCUACCAUACCAGUCGCAACUGCGCCACCAACAACAACAACAACAACAACAACAGCAGCAGCAACUCAAGUGGCUCAGGAAUCAGCUGUUCCGGUGGCCGGCGUGUCCUCUGCAAAACCUUGUGCUGUCCCGACUCCAACCUGCAGUCCUUCCCCAACGACAGCGUCUGCCAGUGCAGCCGCCGAGGCCGAGACGGUUGCAGUAACGACACCUCCCCCGACAGAGAAAGUCCACGAGGCGCUCCCUGUGGCAGCAGCCCCCCCCUCCAAAGAACGCACCGCUUCAACUCCCGCAACUGCAGAAAAGACUGUCAAGAUCCCGCCUCCCGGGACGACUUCUACACCAGCUCCAUCACCGACAGUCACCGCAACGACACCCCCAGCAAAGUCCACAGCGGUAGCAGCCACCGCAGCCCCCCCUGUGUCGGUGGCGUCCACCGCAGCCCCCCCUGUGUCGCUAGCGGCCACCACCGCAGCCCCCCCUGUGUCGCUAGCAGCAACUACCGCAGCCCCCCCUGUGUCGCUAGCAGCAACUACCGCAUCCCCCCCUGUGUCGCUAACAGCAACCACCGCAUCAACCCCUGUGUCGCUAACAGCAACCACCGCAUCCCCCCCUGUGUCGCUACCGGCCACCACCGCAGCCCCCCCUGUGUCGCUAGCGGCCACCACCGCAUCCCCCCCUGUGUCGCUAGCAGCCACCGCAGCCCCCCCUGUGUCGGCAGCAGCUGCCCCAACCAAAGCCAUUCCUCCGGUUUCCACCACCCGAGCGUCCGCAGUAAUUCCCCUACAAGCGUCCGGUGACGUGUCUACGACAGAAGCCCCGCCCACGACUGCCCCGACAGAGGCCCCGCCCCAGAUGCCCACAUCGGCUUCCUUUAGUGUUUCACCCGACAAACAAACUUCAGAGCAAACACAGAAAGCUUCUGCACCUCAAGGUGACCUGGACACGGGGACCGAAAUGGAAGUAGAUGCUGUGGAGGAAGGAGCAAGGACUAGCAAGGGGGAGGACGAGGACAGAAAGGAGGACACGUGUAAGUCUCUGCCUAAAAGAAGAAAGGUGGAGAGUUCCUCGGAGACCAAAGACCUGGAGCCGGGAAAGGAGGGAGAAGCGCCGCCUGCAGCCGCCCCGCAGGAAGAAGCAACCAAGCAACAGGAAGUGGAGAAAACUACCGAACAGCAUAAGCCUGCGAUCCAGAAAAGGCCUCUUAGUCGCCAGAGUAGCCGGGAGUCCACUCGCUCCUCCUCCUCCGGGGGCUCCACAUCGACCCUCACUCGCCACGCUCACCACAAGAGGACCUACGAGAACAGACUCCCUGUCAAGAAGAGGCGAAUGGACGUCACCUCGGAAACAGGCCAGGAGGAGGAGGAGGAGGAGGACAAAGAGGGCGGGCACAAGGGAGAGGAAGAGCUCACCGCCGGCUCCUCCUCCUCCCGGGGGAGGCGCUCCAGGUCCUCCUCCACCUCCUCGGACUCCGACAACGGCGAGAGCAGGAAGGAGCGCCGCUUGACCCGCUCGGCGAAGCGCGGCCUGCAAGAUCAGGAACGGGAAAAGGGCAACGGCCGGCAAGGAAAGAAGUCGGCACGCGGCGGCGGCAGAAACGCUUCGAACAACGCCGACGCGUCCACGGGCGGAGAGUCGGGCAGCGACACGUCGUCGGCUCGCGUCACCAGGAAGUCUGCGGGAUCUCGGCCUUCGCAGGACGGUAAAGCUCGGACGAACAGCGCGCCCUCGUUGCCUCCUGAGCCCGAAGUUCUGGGCAAGAGGUGCUCGGCGCUCAACGCGGCGGCCAAGCUCCUGGCGAUGAAAGGCAGGGUGGACACGCCCGGCCACACCCCUCGAAAGGCCGCCUCUUCCGACAAGAACCAAAAGCCCAAAAGCAAAAGUGUACCCGCCUCUUCUCCGAGUAACUCUCUAAAUCUAACCAAUAAUAAAAGCGGCGGUGGCGGCAAACCCUCGACGGCCAAUCAGACGAGCCGCUCGGCCUCCCGCUCCACCAGACAGUGCCCGGGCUCUCUGGUCCCACCCAUGGUUCUGGAGCACAAGAGGUGUAGAGCGUCGUCGGGGGUGAAGGAGGGCGAGGCCGAGGCGCCGUCCUCGUCCCGGGGCCACAGCGCCUGCAGCAGCAUGAGCAGCGGCGGCGAGGACGGCGGCGGCGACCGACGCGGCCGCAGCAGCCGGAGCAGCAGCAGCAGCAACAGCAGCCAGCGCACCCACAGCAUCAGCUCCCAGAACACGGAGCACCGCGAGUCCCGCGCCGCCUCCUCCGGCAGCGAGCGCGAUCGCAGUCGGUCCGAGAGCCGGCGAGGACGCCGCCGGGAGAGCCGGAGGGACCGGAGGUCUCAGAAGCUCUCGCAGGAGGCGACGAGCGGCUCGGGGACGGAGGGGACGCCGGACCGGGUGCUGCGGAGCGUCGCCGCGCUCGCCGCGGUGCAGGCCAGGUCUCCGGCCGCCAGCACUCGGUCCUAUUCCGGGCGGCACCGACACAGCAAGACAUGAUCCAGAGUGCCAAAAAAAAAAAAGAUUAAAAUAUCAAACGAAAGCAAAAUGGAGGAAGCGAUGGCGCCGUUGUCGCAUGUGUCACGACCUCCUGGGUCGCCGCCAUGUGUGUGUGUGUGUGUGUGUGUGUGUUGCACCGGACCGGACCGGACCGGACCGCCCCGCCUCUUGGAGCCCUCUCCCUCCCCCGACUGGAGCUGGUCCGCUUACCAGCUCAGCCGCUGUCAUUGCCGGGGGAAGGCUCAGGGUCGUCGGGUUUAAAAAAAGAUUUAAAAAAAAAAAAAAAAACACACGAAAAAGUAAAUUAAAAAAAAUAAAAGUGGCGCCCCCGUUUGUGCGUCGGUGCGCAGACGGCGAGCUGAGAGUCGGGUUCACAAUAUGUACUGUAA